Messenger RNA from Exophiala mesophila, 1390 nucleotides. RefSeq lists its product as uncharacterized. Gene Ontology annotation, molecular function: protein binding. Lineage: Eukaryota; Fungi; Ascomycota; Eurotiomycetes; Chaetothyriales; Herpotrichiellaceae. Bases 126 to 1268 code for a protein of 380 amino acids. The record is from RefSeq and is a predicted model, not a curated record. The transcript has 4 exons.
UGAUCAUGUACUUGAACUUUUAGAAAUACAGUCCCGUACAAUAAUAAUGGGGACCUGUGGCCCUGCUAACUCCACUGGUAUUCGUUAACAUCAACCCCCAGCCCAAUGCUAGCCCACUAGAAAUAAUGUCCGCAAAAUGUCUCGCGACAGCUUUAACCUCGGAAACAGGCGAGGAUUACUUUAGACAUGUUCAAUGGAGUGCAGAUGGAACAUGUCUGCUGGCGGUCACUGCCUCGAACUCUAUAUAUACCUAUGUAGUACCUCCAGAUCUUAUGGAUGAAAGGGAACAGCCUCUCGACCUGUCGGUAUAUUGCAAGAUCACAUCUAAUGAUCCUGUCAAUGCAUUGACUGGGUAUCCUCACUUUGAUCUCACUGACCCGCAAACCACCCUUGUGCUAUCAGCACGGCGGGAUCUGCCCAUCAAACUGAACUCGGCGUUGACGGGUCAACUCGGCGCGUCGUAUCCUUUGAUCAAUCCCAUGACCGAGGCAUACAUCUGUCCCAAUUCGUUGACUUUCAACUCUAUUGGAGAUCGGUUCAUUGCUGGUUCUGAAUCUCUCAUUUCUACUUUUGAUCUGUCCCGACCUGGUCAGGAGCCAAUCUCGGCCAUUCCCACAGGACCCCGCCGACGGGGCGAUUCUCAUCAUAAUCCAGCCAUCAAUAUGAGAGGGCUGAUAUCCACCCUUGCCAUCGAACCAUCCACCCACGUUCUUGCUGCAGGCACAUUCAAUCGAUCGAUAGGGCUUUAUGAGUCUAUGGGUGACGGAGAAUGCAUCGGCGUGUUUUCUGUCAAAGGGAACAGCGCAGAUGCUGCAAUCCGUGGCAGUGGUGUCACACAAGUCUCCUGGAGUCCAUGUGGCAGGUAUUUGUACAUUGCCGAAAGAAAAAGUGAUGGACUGCAUCUUUACGAUAUCAGAAAGACCGGUCAGCUUUUGACGUGGUUGGAAGGUCGGAACUCGGUCACAAACCAGCGCAUGUCGUUUGAUAUCUUUCCAACAGACCAAGAGGGGGGCCAUGAAGUCUGGGCCGGAGGAAUCGAUGGAAAAUUGAGAGUAUGGCGAAAUCCCCAUCAUUCAGAAGGUCCAAUGCCGCCUUCAUCUGAGUUUGAUGCUCACAAUGAUGUUGUCUCAACUGCAGCAAUCCACAAGACAGGGACCGUAAUUGCAACCACAUCUGGACAGAGGCAUUUCCCUGAUCUUGGUGGAGAAGAAACAGUGGGAGAUGGGAAUGCUAGAGAUGGCUCAUUGAAAUUGUGGGCGGUAGACUAGUGAAACCCCCCAGAUUUGUACUUCUUCGGAUUUCAAGUCUUUCAUUUUGGCGGCCAUUUUCCUCUUGAUACUCCCCAAGCCUUUACAACCUUUUGAUUUCCAAGUCCCAAGUCCAGUUCUGU